AGAAAACGGAGUGUGUGCCCGUCGCCCGGCCAUUCCGCACCUUCCCGUCUCUGCAACAUUACAUGCGCUCCGUCUAUCCCGUGUGCGCGUGUGUGCGUGUCGCGUCUGUACACAUAUAUAGUGCGGCCCUUGAGCUGGUGAGUCUCCUGUCCGGGCUAAGUGCUCCUGUAGGAUACACUCGCUAGUCCUAAGGAAUCUCAAGCCCCGGGAGCCUAUAACCCUCAAAAGGAAAAAAAAAAAAGGAAAAGGAUUUUACGGCAGAGGUGAACAGAAACUCUUUCUAUUUAUUUAUUUGCGUUUUGAUCUGUCUCGGUGGUGAACGCAAAGAGAAGAUCAAGAAAAGAGAGAAAAACAUUUCAAAGGAAGAAGAAGGAGGAAAACCAAAAGGAGAUUAUACACUUAGAUAAAAAAAAAAACUCAUAUAAAAGAAGAGUAAGGAAUACUUUUAUACGUCUCGAUAUCCUGUUAAAAACCGUGCUUGGAAAUUCAGUGUAGUGUUCGGAGACAGCGCUGCAGAAUCGACAGUGGACAAGCGUGGUUUCUUAAGCAGACUUCAUGCUUGAUCAGGAUUUCAGUCGCAGCCUUUCGCCAGUAUUCGCCAGCGAGAGAAAUUGGUAUAGUUGGUUGUUUUCGAAAGAGAUUGCCAAUUAUAUUCACCCUUCACAUCUUAGAAAGGACGAUAUGAAACUAGUUGAGGGAGGCUACGGCGCCAUGGGGACGACCUCGCAGUACUGUCUGCGCUGGAACAACCACCGCAAUAACCUGCUGGCCGCCUUCGACCAGCUCCUGCACGUCGAGGCCUUCACGGACGUGACUCUGGCGUGCGAGGACGGCGCCACGCUGCACGCCCACCGCCUCGUCCUCGCCGCAUGCUCCUCCUACUUCCAGGCGCUCUUCGUCAACGCCCACACGGCCAACCACCCCAUCGUGGUGCUGAAGGACGUGCGGGCGUGCGACAUGCGGGCGCUGCUGGAGUACAUGUACCGCGGGGAGGUCAACAUCGAGCACGACGCCCUCCAGGGCCUCCUGCGGGUGGCCGAGAGCCUCAAGGUGAAGGGGCUCGUCGAGGAGCUCGGCAAUGAGACCAACGCCGCCCUCCGCCCGCCCUCGCCGCCGCACGAGACCUCCCACCCGCCCUCCACGCCCGUCGACGCCCGCGCCCUCCAGGACCUGCCGCCGCGCUCCAGGGUCGAGCCGCCCACCUCGGCGUCCGGCCCCUCCCCUCUGUCGGUGUCGAGCCACGAACAGGUGCGCGCCUCGUCGCCCACGCCCCCCUUGUACCCCCUGCCCCCGCCCGGCCACCCCCUACACCGCCCCCAGCCCCGCCCCCCGCGCCCUGACCUCCGCGACGCCCGCCCCGACCCCAGGGACCACAGAGACGCCCGUGAGCUAGACCUGCGCGGCGACGCCCGCGACCUGAGGGACCACUUGAGAGAGCACCUGCGGGAGCCCCUCCGCGACGCCCACAGAGACUCGCUCAGAGACUCGCUCAGAGAAUCGCUCAGAGACGUCCACCGGGACGCCCUGAGGGACCCGCGCGACGCCCACGAGCCGAGGGACGUGCACACCCCCGGCAGCAUGGACUCGGACCCGCCCCGGCCGCCCCUGUCGCUCAUCUCGCCCGUGCCGCACCUGGCGCCGCCCGGACCCGACUCGCCGCCCCACAAGCGCAAGCGCCCACAGAUGCUGCCGGAACCCAUGCUCUCGCCCACGCCCAUCCUCCGCACCGCCCUCGGACACACGCACGGCUUCCCGGGGCCCGACAUGAGCUCGCUCGUGUCCCUGGCCUCGUCCAUGAUGCCCCUGCCCGGCCUGCUCAGCUCGCACGUGCCCCACCUGCUGCCCCACGACCACCGCGACCACCUCGAGUCUCCGUACAGUUUGUCGCUGAAGAAGGAACAGCACGACGAGGAAUCCCGCUCGAUGUCCGAUAUCUCGCGCGAAGACGAACAGGAGAAGUCGAAGCUCGAAUCGCUGGCCAACGGACCCCUCCUGCCUGAGUUCAACCCGUACCACAUCGAUCCCAACGGCCCCUCCCACUACAGCAACUUCGUCAGCUACGUGCCCACGCCCAAGCCAGAGUGGAAGCGGUACAAGCAGUAUACGAAGACGGACCUCAUGGAUGCCAUCGAAGCCGUCCGGAGUGGCAUGACGGCGCUGCAGGCCUCGCGGAAGUACAAGGUUCCUUCCCGGACGCUGUACGACAAGAUCAAGAAGAUGGGCAUCAGCACCGUGCCCCGCCGCAUGCCCAGCAAGAAGCCCUCCCCCUCGAGCACCGACCUGGAGACCAGCACCGCCGACACGCACGCCCCGCCCGAGCACCACGACCCGGCUCCCAGGGACGCCAGGGACGCCAGAGACGCCAGAGACCCGCCCCUCCCGGAGCACGACAAGAGGCACCUCAAGAGCGUGACCAGCGACGACGACGACCACUCGGCCUCGGGCGCUCCCGUGGUCAUCGACGACGAGGACGAGUCGUCCUCGCCGACCCCGGGCUCCACGCCGGCCCUCGGGUCCUUCUCGCUCGUCGGACGCAAGAUGUACGAGAACGGCGCCGGGGAGUCCUCGGCCAAGCCCCUCGACCUCACCGACACGGAGUCGCUCCUGCCCAAGCGAGCCGAGAUCGAGGAGCGGGCCUAAGGCUGCGGCGGAGGCAGCGGAGUGACGCGUCCCUGUCCGCCGGCGUCGAGGCACGUAGUUCAAAUGGCCAGCGCUGGGCCGGGCCGCCCUUGGGCUCGCGCCUCUUAGCCAGCGCCAUCUUCAUUGCACUCAGGUUAUC
Penaeus chinensis is the source of this 2779-nucleotide messenger RNA. Its product is annotated as pollen-specific leucine-rich repeat extensin-like protein 2. Gene Ontology annotation, cellular component: nucleus. Gene Ontology annotation, biological process: regulation of transcription by RNA polymerase II. Gene Ontology annotation, molecular function: DNA binding; protein binding. The record is from RefSeq and is a predicted model, not a curated record. NCBI's taxonomy places the organism in Eukaryota, Metazoa, Arthropoda, Malacostraca, Decapoda, Penaeidae.